Messenger RNA from Manis pentadactyla (Chinese pangolin), 1276 nucleotides. Its product is annotated as cullin-4B-like. Bases 1 to 1083 code for a protein of 360 amino acids. Gene Ontology annotation, cellular component: Cul4B-RING E3 ubiquitin ligase complex. NCBI's taxonomy places the organism in Eukaryota, Metazoa, Chordata, Mammalia, Pholidota, Manidae. The transcript has 10 exons. The record is from RefSeq and is a predicted model, not a curated record. Gene Ontology annotation, molecular function: ubiquitin protein ligase binding. Gene Ontology annotation, biological process: ubiquitin-dependent protein catabolic process; DNA damage response; protein ubiquitination.
AUGGAGAAUGACGUGGACUCGGUGCUGCAGGAGUUCGAGGGAGGCAAGGCCAGUCCUUCCUGCAGACCGUCUGCUUCUGCUGAAGGUCUGGCCUGCCUGGCAGCCCACAGCCCUGCCGGCUACCCUUCCGAAGUCAGCGUCUUGAGUUUCCUCCUGUAUUAUUUCUCUGCUCCUCUUCGGUUUUACUUUCAGGUGUUCUGCCGGUGGAUGAAAGCAGUAACCAAUCAAUUUCAUCUCCAGGGGAAACAGAGGAGGUCUCGCAUCGUGAGACUACCACUCGCGAGACCACCGCUCGCCUGCCCAACAUUCGCUCGUGAGAACACCGUGAGCGAGACCAACAAUCGCGAGACCAACUUCGCGAGACUACCGAUCACAAUCCUGAGGUGUAGUCAACGUGGUCUUCGAGGGUGCGGAGACCCCCACAAAGAUGCCUUGACUGAAACCCCCAAGACUCUGUCCACUUUUUCCAGGACCAAGUCUGGCACUGGCUCUGUCAAGAAGUUGGUAAUCAAAAACUGUAAAGAUAAACUUCUGGUGCUGGAAGAGUACACUGAAGAAACAUGGCAAAAAUUAAAGGAGGCUAUACAGGCUAUCCAGAACAACGUCUCCAUUAAAUACCACCUGGAAGAACUCUACCAGAUUGUUGAAAAUAUUUGCUCCUUCAAUUUAUCUGCAAACUUGUAUAAACAACUGACGUGGCUUUGUGAACUCCAUAUGAAGGCACAAGUUCAUCAGUUCAGGGAGAAUUCUUUGGAUAGUGACUCUUUCAUAAAGAACAUUGAUCAAUGCUGGCAAAAUCAUUGCAGGCAAAUGAUCAUGAUCAGGAACAUUUUUCUGUUCCUAGAUAGAACUUAUGUUUUUCGGAAUCCAGAGUUACAUUCUAUUUGGGACAUGGGGAUCCAAUUAUUUAAAUCACACAUAAUGUGUGAUCAGAACAUUCAGAGCAAGACUAUACACGGGACUCUUCUGUUGAUUGAAAAAGAAAGAAAUGGCGAGGCGGUUGAUCGAUGUUUGAUUCAAAGACUUUUAAAUAUGCUUUCUGAUUUGGAACGACCUGAUCUGAAGAAGCAAAAACAUCCUUAACUGACAGAGACUACAUUGAAAAAUACAAGGAGAACCCAAACCAGCUGAAGUAUAUUGCAUAAAAUACUGGCCUUAACCUGAACAGAAGGUCCUCAUGGUUCUGUCCUUGGAAUAAGCAUUGGUGUCUGAAUAAAUGCAAUAUAUUAAAAAUAUAAAUGCAGAAUUAAAAUUUGCAUCAACAUUAUCAGUUAAA